Gossypium raimondii (Peruvian cotton) is the source of this 1319-nucleotide messenger RNA. RefSeq lists its product as uncharacterized. Bases 60 to 998 code for a protein of 312 amino acids. Lineage: Eukaryota; Viridiplantae; Streptophyta; Magnoliopsida; Malvales; Malvaceae. The transcript has 2 exons. The record is from RefSeq and is a predicted model, not a curated record.
UUGGCAUUGAGCUCUGUUUUGUUUAUGUUAUAGCCACUGAAACUGGGUCUUGUAAGUGCAUGGAGCUCUUUACAGAGGCAAAGGUCGUGAAACUGAGGAGCCACCUUGAGAAAUACCUAGUGGCCGACGAUGAUCAAGAAACCGUCCGUCAAAGCCAAAACAGCUCAGGGAAAACAGCUAGGUGGUUGGUCGAGCUUGUCCCUGAUAAACCAUACGUUAUCCGCCUCAAAAGCUGCCAUGGGAAGUACCUGGCAGCCACUGAUAUUCCUUUUCUUUUAGGCAUGACGGGUAAAAUGGUGCUACAAACGGUGCCCGACAAGAUGGAUUGGAAACUCCAGUGGAAGCCUAUAAGAGAAGGGUUCAAAAUCAAGCUUAAGAGCUGGUGCGGGAAAUUUUUACGUGCAAACGGGGGGACGCCGCCAUGGAGGAACUCCAUCACUCACGGUGAAUCUCGUACUGGAGCUACGAAUAAAUGGGUAUUAUGGGAUGUGGAGGUAGGAGAGUACUCUGAGUCUUUGAGCUAUUCUCGUGUGUUUAUGGAGUAUUUGUUGUCAACUUCGAGCUUUUUUCCGGAGUCUGAAGAAGUUUUGGAGGCUUUUAGCGAUGAUAGCUUAGCUUCAAGCCCUCCGUCACCGGUUUCAGUCGUGUCCUCGUUGAAGUCCCCAAGGUCUUCUGUGGUUCCAACAGGGUCGCGGGAGUCGGCCAAAUUGUCAAGUGAUUUUUACUUAGAUUCACCACCGAAAUCCAAAGGUAGGACCAUAUGUUACCAUGUAGCAGAUGAUAGUGGUGAGGUUGACGAUGAGGCAAUGGAAGGGCACUCUUUUAGUUUCAAGGGUAAUGGUGUAGAUGAACUAACUCACAAAUUGAAACAAGAGACUGGGCUUGAGGAUGUUGUGGUGUGUGCUCGCAGUCCUUUGAAUGGGGAGCUUUUUCCUCUUCGUUUGCGGCUUCCUCCCAACAAUCUUGAUAUGCAUGUAGUUGUAGUUCCAUUAGCAUAAAAAAGAUGAGACUUCUCUCUGAGUUGCUCUAAUUUUUCCUGUUUACUAUUGGCAAUACACAAUACAUCUUAAGCUUAAUGAUAUGCAUAGUGAAUCAUCUCUGUAACAUUUGGUUAUAGAUUUUAAAGUUUCUAAUAAAAAAUGAAAUUGAGAUAAAUUUUGUAUUAGGACACUGAGUUUUGGAGAGGUUGUGGUUGGAUUUGUUUCAACCAAGACAACUACAAUACACCCCACAACAUUAUUUUAGUUGGGAUUUUUAACUGUGUUAUUGUAUUAUUAAAUUAUUAAUUUACAGAAAAAAAUUGUAGUUAUCUAUUUAAA